Messenger RNA from Nicotiana tabacum (common tobacco), 199 nucleotides. Lineage: Eukaryota; Viridiplantae; Streptophyta; Magnoliopsida; Solanales; Solanaceae. The record is from RefSeq and is a predicted model, not a curated record.
UUGGCUUUAAAAAAAUCUCCCUUUUUUUUCACUUUAACUUUUUUCAACCCAUAGAAUGGGUUGCAGGGAUAUGAUAGUACAAAAUUUGGAUCCUGUGAGAAAAAGAAGUGGUGGAUUAAGAACUAAACAAGCUGGGCGGGGCUCUUGCAGAGGAAGUUAGUUCCUUUAAUCUAUAUUUUUAGCUGAAAAAAACAAGAAA